Molecule: messenger RNA, 677 nt
Organism: Mandrillus leucophaeus (drill)
Lineage: Eukaryota; Metazoa; Chordata; Mammalia; Primates; Cercopithecidae
Gene: YRDC
Product: yrdC N(6)-threonylcarbamoyltransferase domain containing
Exons: 5
Coding region: 4-486 (160 amino acids)
Biological process (GO): regulation of translational fidelity
Cellular component (GO): cytoplasm
Molecular function (GO): tRNA binding; nucleotidyltransferase activity; double-stranded RNA binding
Source: RefSeq, a predicted model, not a curated record
UACAUGCUGCUGAGAGGCAGCAACACACGAGAAAGAUACUGCCGUGUGAGAGUACCUGAGGGGCUCCUGAAAGACCUACUGCCAGGACCAGUGACCCUGGUGAUGGAACGCUCGGAGGAGCUCAACAAGGACCUAAACCCUUUUACGCCUCUUGUAGGCAUUCGGAUUCCUGAUCAUGCCUUUAUGCAAGACUUGGCUCAGAUGUUUGAGGGUCCGCUUGCUCUCACUAGCGCCAACCUCAGCUCCCAGGCCAGUUCUCUGAAUGUCGAGGAGUUCCGGGAUCUCUGGCCUCAGUUGUCCUUGGUCAUUGAUGGGGGACAAAUUGGGGGUGGCCAGAGCCCCGAGUGUCGCCUCGGCUCAACUGUGGUUGAUUUGUCUGUGCCCGGAAAGUUUGGCAUCAUUCGUCCAGGCUGUGCCCUGGAAAGUACUACAGCCAUCCUCCAACAGAAGUAUGGCCUACUUCCCUCACAUGCGUCCUACCUGUGAAACUCUGGGAAGCAGGAAGGCCCAAGGCCUGGUGCUGGAUACUAUGUGUCUGUCCACUGAUGACUGGCAAGGCCUCAUUUGCAGAGGCCACUGGAGCUAGGGCACUAGCCUGACUGUUAAGGCAAUGUGUCUUUCUGAGCACUGUAGACCAAGCCCUGGGAGCUGCUGGUUUACAGCUCGGGACAGGAUGU